AUGGCUCCAUCAGCUCCCGGGACAGCCAGCAACUCGCCGGCUAAGAAGGCUUCAGCCCCAGAGAAGAAAUACAAGUGCCAAUUUUGCAAUCGCGCAUUCAGUCGCAGUGAGCACCGCAGCAGACACGAACGGUCGCACACAAAGGAACGCCCCUUCAAGUGCCUAAAAUGUCGGAGUACCUUCGUUCGUCGCGACCUUUUGUUGCGCCAUGAUCGAACCGUACACGCCAAGGAUGGUGGUAUCCCUCUGGUCGCCGAGGGCCGCCGACGCGGAGGUGGUGUGCAGAAGUCCACAACUUCUGCCCCCUCCAAACCCUCAAUCACAAUUGACCCAGCGACGCUGGAGCAGAUUGAGGCAAGUAGUGAUGGUAUGGUCGACCUUGAAACUGCAGCCAUGUUGAUGACAGACUUCCAACAUAAGGCUGCAGCCGCGGCGACUGGACAGGUUUCCGAGCGCUCCGAAUCGUUAUCCCCCGGCCAAGGCUCCUUCGAGCCUUACCUUUCUGGCAACGCCACUCUGCCACAAAUGCCCUGGGAUACCCUCGUUUCCCCCGCCGAUGCCGGUUCCAUGCCCACCCUCGCCGACCGUCACGGCCCCCUCGGAGAUGUGCUUUUGUCGAACUCGAUGCCCAUGUCUGGCAACUCGACUCCGAACGCCUUGUCCCCCUACCCUUCCAUGACCGGUCCCGUCAGCCCCGUAAACUACCGUCGCUCUCCCGGUCCCAGUCAAGCCUUGACUCUCCCCAGAGCGCCGCAAAUCAUGGACGAAAUGGAACGUAGCAUGGUGGUGGAGCGCGUUCAAAGCGCCGAUACACUUGGAGGUCUACCUGACACUUUCCAGAUGCCAGGUCUGAUUGCACUGAACCGGUACUUGUCCACCUACUUUAACUUGUAUCACCCUCAUCUGCCUUUCUUGCACCAACAGUCAUUCAACCCCACCACUGUGUCAGCACCGCUAUUGCUAGCAGUUCUCUCGAUCGGCGCCCUGUACACUUUCGAACGCGAACACGCUUUCAUGCUGCACGUCGGCUCCAAGGUUUUGGUCAACCAGUUCCUGCAACAUAAGGAUAACUUUGAUUCUCGCAAGUGCCCUCUUUGGUUGAUGCAGAGCACCCUAUUGAACAUGGUUUUCGAAAGCUGGAGUGGAGAUCCCAAGGGUCUUGAAUGGACUUGCUCGAUCAAGAGUCUUCUGGCCAACAUGGUCGCUGGUAACCGAUACCAGCUUAAGGUCCGAAUUGAUGCUCGCCAGGGUACUCCGACUACCCGUGAGGACUGGAUCGAGGAUGAGUCAUGUCGCCGUACCUACUUCGCAGUGUACAUAUUCUUUGGAAUGUUGACUCUCACCUUCAACCACACUCCCGCGAUGAGCUUCGAUGAGUUCGACAACCUGGAGCUUCCAUCUUCCGAGUCUCUCUGGAACCUGGAUCCAUCUGACGAGGAGACCUGGCGCCGCAGUACUGCCACAAACACUCUUACUGUCCGCGAGGCACACGAUUUCCUGUUCCAGGGCGAACAGACUCGCUACAGCGCUUUUGCCACCCGCGUUCUCAUCAAUGCUCUUUUCUUGCAGGUCUGGAAUCACAAGCGCAGCUUCGAGGCUCUUCAGGACGUGGUCACUGAGUACAAGCUCCGUCUUGCACUUGAGACCUGGGAGAGCUCUCUCGAUGUGUGCGAGUCUGAGACUAUCGUUGUCCCGCUAAGCACUCCUCAAAAGGGCCACCCCUUGAUCUUCAACUCGAUGGCAGUCUACCGCAACACCCGUGCCCGCCUGGAAGUUGAUCUGAAGUCCAUCCAGGAGGCCAUGCGGUACCACUCGUCAUAUGAGGUGGCUGCUGCCAUGACUGUCGCUCGUGAGAAGGUCAAGCGUGGACAAGAGAUGAACAAGGUUGUCCAACAAUGCUUUGAGUGCAUCGAGAUUGCCGCUCUCCAGGGCAUCAACUGGGUUGCAAAGACCUCCGCCACUAACUGGAGUGUGGAGCACCCCCUCUGCGGCCUGGAUUUGAUGGUCAUUCUCAGCCUCUGGCUCUACCGCCUGGAACAUGACGAAGAGCCAGCUACUGAGGCUGAAUUGGCUAUUUACAACAAGGUGCGGAACUUGUUUGAUGAUGAUGCCAUCGACGCAUUUGGUAAACUCAGCUCCACCGUGGCCCGUGUUUGGGGUAACAUCCUUGACGGCGUGGUUGUUUGGGGAAUCACCAAGUUGAUGGGCGAGUCAUUCAAACUCCACUCCCAAGCUUUGGUCGGUUACGAGGAUUCCUUGCGCGUCGGUAAGGAUCAGCCGAUCCACGCAGUCCCUACGAAGUCGCUUGCUUCUGUGGGCACUGCGUACUAA
Molecule: messenger RNA, 2331 nt
Organism: Penicillium verhagenii
Lineage: Eukaryota; Fungi; Ascomycota; Eurotiomycetes; Eurotiales; Aspergillaceae
Exons: 3
Coding region: 1-2331 (776 amino acids)
Biological process (GO): DNA-templated transcription; regulation of transcription by RNA polymerase II
Cellular component (GO): chromatin
Molecular function (GO): DNA-binding transcription factor activity, RNA polymerase II-specific; RNA polymerase II cis-regulatory region sequence-specific DNA binding; zinc ion binding
Source: RefSeq, a predicted model, not a curated record